Messenger RNA from Pestalotiopsis fici W106-1, 969 nucleotides. RefSeq lists its product as uncharacterized. Gene Ontology annotation, molecular function: DNA-binding transcription factor activity. Lineage: Eukaryota; Fungi; Ascomycota; Sordariomycetes; Amphisphaeriales; Sporocadaceae. The transcript has 3 exons. Gene Ontology annotation, biological process: regulation of DNA-templated transcription. The record is from RefSeq and is a predicted model, not a curated record. Bases 1 to 969 code for a protein of 322 amino acids.
AUGACUCAAGCUGUGAAACAUGCGCACGACAGCAGCAAUAACACCACAGCAGACGCCGGCUCAUCCUUGAGCGAGCAAAAACAUAUCAAGACACCAAAGCCAAGAAAUUCCGAGGCACGCAAGGAACAGAACCGGAUAGCAUCUAGAGCCUAUAGAGAAAAGAGAAAACAAAAACUUGCCCUUCUAGACCAAAUCUUAAACAUCGAGGACACGGACGCAGCAAGCUCGCCCAGUGAUAUUGACGGCAUCAGCCAGGGCAGUCUCUCGGUAGUCGCGCAGAGCAGAGAACCGUCCCAGAGCCCUGUUCCGGCGACAACAACAUCAUUAGCCACUGCCCCGCCAGUACUAUCAUGGCUAUCCACCUCGUCCAACACUCAUCUACCUGGCGAGUCUCUGUCACUUGAUAUGACGGGAGGAGGAGGAGGACGAGGAGGAGAAGCCUUUGGUAGUGAUAUGUGGUUUACAGAAUACGAAUACACCGACAGCACCAUUAACAACAACAAUAAUAACACAACCACUCUAUUCGGGGCCACAGAUCACCAAGACUUCAUGACAACGCCAGCGUAUCCCAACCACCACGCGCACCAAUACACGGCCGACUAUGCAACAUCUUCUGACCUACAUCAUCAUCACAUAGCGCCGUCCACGCCUCCGCAAACGUGCCUCGACACGGGAGCAAUGUACGACACCACCACAUGGCUAUCGCAGAGCAAGGAGUCACCAUCCGAAACGCCAGUGGCGGCCGCCCUGGCUGUCUUUUCACAUUUGAGCCCGACGCAGCAAGAUCAGAUGCUGGAAAUCAUAUAUAAGCAGCGAGGGAUACUUGGGACGACCUCCUUGAACAAUGGUGUGAACUGUCCCGCAACACCACCGUCAGACUUGUCAUAUGGCCCAAGGACAUACGCACAUCAAUACCGGGAGAGUGUCUCCAAGUCAAACAGACCGAGAAGUCAUUAUCAAGGCGUCUGA